AUGGGCAAGCGCACCAAGCAGUACAAGAAGCUCAUGCGCUCCUUUGAGCAGCUCGGCUUCCGCCAGCCCUACCAGCUGCUCAUGACCAGCGACGUCGUCCUCGACACCACCAAGCUCGACUUGGUCAGCCUGUUUGAGAAGACGCUGUCGACGAAGGGGGUGAAGCCCAUGAUUACGCAGUGCUGUAUUAGGGCGCUGUAUGCAAAGAAUGUGGGGCCGAAUCGGGAUCAGAAUGUCGCUGCUGCUAUUGAGCGGGCAAAGACGUUUGAGAGACGGCGGUGCGGCCAUCUAGUGGACCAGGACGCGCUGCCGGAGCGGGAGUGUAUGCUCUCGGUUGUGGAUCCGAAGGGGAAGGGGGAGAACAAGUUUCGAUAUGUGGUGGUGACGCAGGAUGAGUUGCUGAUCCUGGAGCCCAUGUCUUCAUCGUCGGCACGGGUCAGGGAACGGGAAGAACGUGUCAAGUUUUUGGAGGGCAUCGUGAGGCAGCCCCGGAAGAGAAAGAGGGGUGAAGACGAAUCUGGUGAAGAGCAAUCCGGCAGUGAAGACGAGGGUGAGGGUGGUCGUGCCGAAGGUGCCGCCCGCCCCAGGGAAAUCGGUGGGGAGGAAAAGCAAAAGAAGAAGAAGAAGCAGUACGGCCGCAAAGAACCUAACCCACUAGCGGUCAAGAAGGCGAAGAAGGCGUCAGAGGCAGACCAAAAGCCCAGGAAACCGGCGAUGCCCGCAGAAGAGGCCCCGACAGAGACGAAAGCCAAGAGGAAGAGACGCAAGAAAGCCAGCAGUGCUCAGGGUAGUGGUGGGGGUGGUGGCGAGGGCGGUGAUACUGAACAAGCGGUACAGGCGGCGCCAGCCUCGGUUGAGGCUGCGGAAGCGUGA
Molecule: messenger RNA, 873 nt
Organism: Chaetomium globosum CBS 148.51
Lineage: Eukaryota; Fungi; Ascomycota; Sordariomycetes; Sordariales; Chaetomiaceae
Exons: 4
Coding region: 1-873 (290 amino acids)
Cellular component (GO): nucleolus; small-subunit processome
Molecular function (GO): small ribosomal subunit rRNA binding
Source: RefSeq, a predicted model, not a curated record